Molecule: messenger RNA, 10447 nt
Organism: Hippoglossus stenolepis (Pacific halibut)
Lineage: Eukaryota; Metazoa; Chordata; Actinopteri; Pleuronectiformes; Pleuronectidae
Gene: nedd4a
Product: NEDD4 E3 ubiquitin protein ligase a
Exons: 25
Coding region: 4439-8275 (1278 amino acids)
Biological process (GO): receptor internalization; regulation of dendrite morphogenesis; ubiquitin-dependent protein catabolic process
Molecular function (GO): protein binding; ubiquitin protein ligase activity; sodium channel inhibitor activity
Source: RefSeq, a predicted model, not a curated record
UUAUAAACAUGGUUCCUUCAUCACUGUUAUUUUUAGUUUGGCUGAAUGUUUCUAGAACCUCUGAUCACAUGACAGGUUUACAAGUCACGUGAUAAAGCAAACAUGGGUGUGACUGAUUCAAAUCUGCCUUGUCAUGCUCCAGGUAGAGUCUGUGUUAAUUUGCAGGGUGUGUCAGAAACUUGUUUUUGUGUAUGUAUGUGCGUGUGUCACUGCUGCUCUGACAGAGAGAAAUGGGCAGAGCAGGUGGGAAACGUGUUUAUUUUUUGAGAGUGAGAGAGAAACCUGAUCUGAUGGCAUGUCCCUUACAAUAAAUGAAAUGUGCUGUUCAUUAUAUAAUUAAUUAUAAUUGUUCAGGAAUUAAAAAUCCUAGUAAUUUCUUUGAUUCACAAUCUGACCAGGCAAUACACAAAAAAUACGCCAAUGAAGUUUGCGGUCCCCACAGAAUCAAUCCUUAUUGUUUUUGGAUAAUCUUACAGUGCUUGAUUGUUUCCACUUUCAUCAAAGAAAUAUCAAAGUGUAAUGCGCAGUUUGCCAAGAACUUUGUGCGUUUAUUUUUGGCAGAGGUUGACCUUUAUCCAUUUCUGACACUUUCUCUCAUGCUGCCAUUAUGAAAUAAGGAUUUAGAUUUUCUUUCUGGGCUGCAAUUAAAUGACUCUUUUAUUCUCAUUAUUCAGUUGUCUGAAUAUUCGGAAAUAUGUAAAUGGGACAAACUGAAUUUGACUGCAUUAAAACACUGUAAAGAUGAAAACAAGAGUGUGUUGCCCAGACAGGGGCUGUGUGACAGUAAAGUCAAGAUGAUAACUUUCUUUUGUCAUUAACUUUUACUGGAAUCACAUUUUAAAUACCAAUACAGCUGAUUAUACAGGCCAGCUGUCGUUGAGGUCUUGGACAGAGGUCUCCACAAAACUGCCUGAAAACACAAAUGUAGAUGCAAAUCAUUUUUUACAUGAAAUUUGGAUGCUGUAAUGCAGACACAGUCUCAUUCUUUUCCAAUUUCACAAAACUGUUAGAUGAUAUGAAAGAGCCAAGUAAAGCAACACUACACUGGUAUUUUGUGUGUUCUGAACAUUGCAGCUUCUGAUCAGUCAUUUUGUAAAUUCUAAAAGUAAAAAAUAUACACUGCGAUAAUGCUGAGUUGAGGACUUCUGGUGCUUGCUGAACAGGUUCGACUGUUUGGUGAAGGAAGAGAGUGAAGGCUCCAGGCUAAUCCAUAAUCUAGCAAAGGUGUUGUCUCUCCACCAUCUGGAAAAGUACAGACACCAGUGGACCAGUGGAGUAAAAAUAAUUCAGUUCUAAUAUGUCCUGUCAAACAUGAAAGUGUGUGUUCAAACCUGGAAUUAACAUGGAUCUUAAGUGACCACUCAUGAUCACAUCUCACUCCCCUGCUCUAUAUGCACAUAAACACAUACAUUAUUGAUGCAAGGACCAAAUUAUGUUAGUUCAUUUUUUUCUAUAUUUAAUAUUGUGUUGGUGGUCAAAGAUAAAACAAUAUAUGCGAACCGCAGAAGUUUAAAAAUACUUUCAGUUCAUUAUGAAGUUAUUUCGAGCCAGAGGAUGUCAGCUGAGUAGGAGGUCCUUUUUAAUGUGGCCAUGGACACAUUUGCGUUCACACAGCUAAAGGAAUGCGGCCAUGUGUCAGAUCUCUAGUGCGUCCUCAAGUCUUGAGAGCGUUCACGCAUGAACUUAGAGCUGUCCACUUAUGAUUUUAUCACUCAGGAUGGGUGUUAAUGCCACAUCUGAACAGGACCUCUGGGUCACUUCUAGAGACAGCGUGAAUAUCGGGUAUGAACAUGACAUCACUGCCUGCAGAAGUUACCAUGGUAACUCCCUCGUCAAUGAAAGACCACCGUGAAAUGUUAUGGAGAAAAAAAAACACGAUUAAAUGAUAAAGAGCUGGCUGUUGUGCAAGAUCAAGACGAAGGCCACAUACAAAGUACAAUAGAAUUGUAAACACACACACACUUGAGAGUGAAAAAAAAGUCAAGGAGUCAACAGUAAUUCAGCACUUAUUAACUGAGAAUGAUGCAUUAGCAACACAUUAGCUCCAGAUAUCAAGUAGUGGCUAGCUUGGUUAGCAGUAAUCUGAUCACAGAAAAAAACUAAUUCUGCCAAAUCACAGCGAUCCUGAGACAGCUGUUAUACAGUAUGUACAGACAUUCCUCCAAUGAGAGCAUGCGGGGAGUUGAUAAAAGAUUCUUGGCAAUAUUUUCAUUCACUUCUCCCUAUAUAAUAACACUGUAUAGUUUACACUGUAGUGAGGUUUAAAUUGAGAUUUCGUUCACUGACUUAUCAUUACUGACACUUUUUAGCCACAUAAUAAUAUUUUAUCAAUUGGUCAAAUAAUAUUGCGGAAAGCACUAGAUAGUAAGAAGUAAUUUUGGACACAGUCUGGAUGUAACAGCGUCAGUUAAACUGCUAUAGAGCUGUUACUCUAGUGGUUUCUACAAGCAACACACUGAAAAUGAAACUAACUGCUUGUAACAGAAAAGAUAUGUACAUUUAAAUGUUAGGGAUUCAGUCUGUGUCCAUAGGGAGUUCUCAGUGUGGUACUUCAUACAGAUCAUUAUCAAUACAUGUUGCCCUUACCUUUUUCAAAAUGGUGUUUUGUGGGAGUGAUACCACAAAUAUUAACAGGGCCCAGAUGAGCCUCCAAGCGUGGCAACCACAUUCUUGCUAACACAAAUCUCAGUAACGUCUCCGCAGAAUAUCUUAAAAUUUGUUACACGUCUUCACGUUUACUGGAGGAUGAACCCAUUUGAUUUUGAGGGUCAAAGGUCAUGCUCACUUUGACCUCACAAAACACAUUUUUGUCUUGUGAACAUGAGAUCUUAAGAAUACUUUGGGGUAAUGCUCACAAAUGUGGCUAAUUUUGAAAAUAUAUUAAUCACCAUGAAACGUGUGACAUCUGUUAAUUUUUUAUCCACAUACAUAUGCACACAAGUUUUUAAUCAUGAGUACUACAUUAAUUGCAUGAAUCAAUGAGGGUAUCAAAACGUCAUGUUACGUUUGCACCUGUUGAUUGACAGAGCUAUCCUGUCUCUCAUGUCCAGUCCCUACUCUAACCACACCCCACUGUAACACUUUACUCAGCAAUCCAAACAUUUUCUUUAAAGACCAAACGUAGCCUGUCCUUCGGUCUUUCUCUUUGACACAGUGUUAUUUGGGCACCAACUUUAUGUUGCGUUAUUAUUGGCAUAUUACACCACUUACAUGACCUGUGUGGUGUGAGUAACCAAUCUUAUCUGAUGGCCCACCACACCAACAUCAAUAAAAGCUCCUUUUGGCUGGAUAAUCAAAUAAUAUCCAAGCACAAUGUUUCAUGGCAAUUCUGAGCUCUACCACAGCAUUGUGUGUCCUCCGGUGAAUCAUGUCUUUAUCCUGGCUGUACCUCCUACUAUUAAACAUUAGACUGACACUGAUUCUGUUGAAGAGUAAUGUCCUGAAAUAGGACAGCCGGGCUCAAUAGGCAGCCAUUAAUAAAUAGGACUGUCAACAGCCUUGGAGUGGAAAUCAGACCAUCAAUGACUGUUACAUGAGGUGUCAAAUAACAGGUGUCGUGUCACUGUCAAAGUAAUCAGUUAUUUUUCAUUCUUGUCUUUGGAGAGAUAGUAUUUCACAGAUUAAUUUCCCUACAGGACACGCACAGCAAAGUUUACAUUAAUCGACAUUAAUUUAAAAACAACAAAAAACAUUUUAUGACUUAAGUUGUACUGCAUUAACUAAGUUUGAUGAGUUUUACCGUUUACAAUCUUUCCUGCAUAUUUUCAGAGGCUAUGCAGGAUUCAGGAUUAUGUUGAAAGUCAUUGCCUUAAUUUCCUGUAAUUCAAUAGCAGUGGGUAAAAAUAUUUGUGGGGGGCACAGAGCAGCAGAAACAUUAGAAGCAGAGCUGAAGCAGGAAGUGGAUUCUUGAGUGAGUGGCCUGAAGCAGAUGUAACCGUUUGCUUCAAUCUAAGAUGCAAUGUAAAGAGCCACUAUGUUGCUGUUGCUUUUUUCCGGAGGGGUAAAUGGGAGUGAGGAGACUGGAAAAAACAGGAGCUGUAGAUAUUAAUCUGACUGGGGCUCAGUUAACCAGGAGCUAAAAUAAUCUAAUCUUAUUUAACAGGUCAGCUGAGGAAACUGUAGUUUUUUGUAUAACUUAGUUUUUUGUGUAAGGUUUAAGCUCCUUAAAGGGGCUAACCUCAGGGAAUGCUCUAGUUUCAAAGGUCGUAUGUUUGGGUCAUGUCUCCAAACAGAACCACUGACCUCCUCUGACUAAAAGCUGAGAUCAGCCUGGACAGGAAUGUAGGUUGUCACCAGAGCUAUUUUGGCAAUGUACAGCCGCUAAUGAUUGUGAUCACAGAGCAGAGCUUGGAGCAGUUGCUUUGCUUCCCUUUUUUCCGACCAGCAAGUUUGAUCAUGCAGCUCUCACUGGCGCUGCAGGGAUUAGAGAGUUAAACGAAUGGCACGUCGGCUCCGCUUGCAUUUUGCGUCAAGGAGAAGCAACACGGACCCUCUGUCAGAAAGCCUCAGCAGCCAUGGUGAGGAGAGUGGAGACAGUGUGUCAGCUCGCAGCCCCGCAGAGAGUCUGGCGCACAGUUCAGUCCGCUUGAAGGUGACUCCUCUGUCACCAGACUAUGCUAAUCUACAGCGGUACUCUUCAGUGUUCAUACCCAGGGUUAACGUUGGAGGAUGUAAUAAGAAGAGUAUUCUGCAGAUCUCCCUGCAGCCCUGUGGUAAGUUCAGUGGAGAAGUGGAUGGCAGUACAGAGGAUGGAGAGCAGGGAGUUGAAGGAGGAGCAGGUACUGCCUCUGAUGGAGGCUCGUGCAGCAGCAGCAGCAUGACUAGCGAUGCUGGGUACUGUAGCAGCAACAGCAUCUUUGAGCCAGAGGCUCCAGAAAAGCACAGGACCACCCAGGAGAGGAGUCUACCUCGCUGCAAGUCCAAGGUCCCACUGAGACGGUGCUCCUCCUUGGUUAUAUUUCCAGAGAGCCCCUGUAGUACCCCACCUGCCUCCCCAGUAAGUCCUGUGGCUCUACCUGCUCUUCUACAAGCACUGGGUUCUCACCAGUCAUCUCUUCAGACAUCUGCCAGUGAAUUCUCACAAGAUGAUGAGGAUGUGAGCUGCAAAGGGUCCACCACCACGGCAGUAAUUGGCCAUCGUCUCCCAAAAGGAAGCUUUUCCGGCGACUUCAGGGACACAAAACACAUGGUGCAAUUUAAUAUUCCUUUACAGGAUGAACCAAAAUGCAAAAUGGAGGACAGGAGUAAAGUAAUGGAACUGUCAUCAACCCUAGACAGAUCGAAUCGUCACUCUAGCAGCGUGCUACUACACUUUGCCCACCAGAGACCAAUGAUAUCCAGGAAAGGAGCUACAAGCGCAACUACAGUUAAUGUGGAAUAUCCUGGGGCUCUUAAUCCAGCCGCACACCCUAAGCGCGAACAUGAACCUCACAGAAAACUGUAUCGUAGUACCUCUGCUUGUUUGUUCUCCUCAACUAAAUCAUCAGGGAAAAACCAGAAGGUCUGUUCGUAUGGAAAAAGCCAGGAAAAGGCUGAGGAAAACCAAUGUCAUCGUGCCAUACAAAGGAGCUUUUCCCUGGAGGUGCCUUACGCUAAUACUGGAAUUUCAUGUCAUGUUUCGAAUCCAAAACUCAGUAGCCCCUGUUCCCCACAUGUGCACAUACAUUUGACUCCUUGUUGUCCUGCUAAGUUACCAAACUCUGCUACUGAUGUAAACACAAGCCUUGAAGUGAAUAAUACGCCAAAGAGCCCAGGUCAAAACACCAAGACGCGUGAUGACUUUCUGGGACAGGUGGAUGUCCCCUUGAAUCAGAUACCGACAGAAAAUCCUAACACAGAAAGGCCAUACACAUUCAAGGAUUUUUUGCUUCAUCCACGAAGCCACAAGUCCAGAGUUAAAGGUCAUCUACGUCUCAAAAUGACCUAUCUGCCAAAAAACCCUGGUUCAGAGGGGGAAACAGCCGAUCAGACUGAGGAACCCGAUCCUGGUUGGGAGCUGCUCGAGGCUCAGGACAUGUCAGGUCCCAGACAAAGCCAGCUGCUGCCUCCUCUGCCCCCUGGCUGGGAGGAGCGGCAAGACAAUCUGGGAAGAAUCUACUUUGUCAACCACGAGAGCAGAACCACACAGUGGUAUCGACCCACAAUACAGGACAGUGAUUUGGAGAUGCACAGAAGACAGAACACUGAUAUAGAUGUGGAGCAUGCGUUAAGUACACGCAGACAGAUCUCAGACCAUGAUGAAAAUGCCACACGAGAGUCCCCCGAGAGCUGGGAGAUCAUUACAGAGGACGAGUCCACCAUGUACCACAGCAACAACCAGCUCGCAUCACCUCCACCCCAGAUACCUGCGGAGUUCCACUCGUUUUGUGGCGAGCUGAGAAACUUGCAAGUUUCAGGGGCCACAGCUGGCGAGCAGCGCACCUCCCACACGGAUCAUGCUAGUAAUUCAAGCCAUUCCAGUUUUAGAAGAAGCUCCCAGAGUUCAACUGGAGAGGAACAUCCUGUUAGUCCUGUGCUGAUUCCAACCUCAUCUGGCCUGCCUCCAGGGUGGGAGGAGAAGAGGGACAGUAAAGGAAGACGCUAUUUUGUCAACCACAACAGUCGAGCUACAACUUGGACACGACCUGUCAUUCAGAAAACUUCAGACGCAGCAGCAGCAACAGCAGCAGCAACAGCAGCAACAGCAACAGCAACAGCAACAGCAGCAACAGCAGCAGUAGCAGCAGCAGCACAGAGUGGUUCAAGUUUACCCCAAAGUCCGCCACCGCCACUGCCCACUACAUCCCCUGAGGCGUCUCCUCAGCACACACCAAGCCCAGAGGCCACAUAUGAAUCUGGAUUCUUGCCGGGUGGUUGGGAAGUUCGCAGUGCUCCCAAUGGAAGACCGUUUUUCAUCGACCACACCACAAAGACGACUACCUGGGAAGACCCCAGACUAAAGAUUCCUGUACACAUGAGGAAGAGACCCUCACUUGACCCUGCUGAUCUUGGCCCUCUGGCGCCUGGUUGGGAGGAAAGAGUUCACAGUGAUGGGAGGAUAUUCUACAUAGAUCACAACACCAAGACCACACAAUGGGAUGAUCCCAGAUUACAGAACUCAGCUAUAACUGGACCAGCUGUGCCUUAUUCCAGAGAUUAUAAACAGAAGUAUGACUACUUCCGGAAGAAGCUGAAGAAACCAGCUGAUAUCCCAAAUCGCUUUGAGAUGAAGCUGAGACGAAGCGCUGUGCUGGAGGACUCAUACCGACGCAUCCUCUCAGUAAAGAGGGCAGAUCUGCUGAAGGCACGACUGUGGUUGGAGUUUGAGGGAGAGAAAGGACUGGACUAUGGCGGCUUGUCCAGGGAGUGGUUCUUCCUCAUGUCCAAGGAGAUGUUCAACCCGUACUACGGACUGUUCGAGUAUUCUGCCACGGACAACUACACACUGCAGAUUAACCCUAACUCAGGUUUGUGUAAUGAGGACCACUUUUCCUACUUCAAGUUCAUCGGCCGUGUGGCAGGCAUGGCUGUGUAUCAUGGAAAACUGCUGGAUGCUUUCUUCAUUCGGCCUUUCUACAAGAUGAUGCUGCAGAAGCCGAUCACCCUCCAGGACAUGGAGUCUGUGGACAGUGAAUAUUUCAACUCCUUGAUGUGGAUUUUGGAGAAUGACCCAACAGAGUUGGAUUUGAGUUUCACCAUCGAUGAAGAGCUGUUCGGACAGACUCAUCAACAUGAACUGAAGCCAGGCGGCAGUGAGAUUGUCAUCACUAAUGACAACAAGAAGGAAUACAUUGAUCUGGUGAUGCAGUGGAGGUUUGUGAACAGGAUUCAGAAGCAGAUGACUGCAUUCAAAGAGGGAUUCUUUGAGCUGAUACCACAAGAUCUGAUCAAGAUCUUUGAUGAGAAUGAGCUCGAGCUGCUCAUGUGUGGUCUCGGAGACGUGGACGUGAACGACUGGAGAGAGAACACCAAGUACAAGAAUGGCUAUUGCUCCAACUUCGUAGUUAUCCAGUGGUUUUGGAAAACAGUGCUACUGAUGGAUGCAGAGAAGCGAAUCCGGCUCUUACAGUUUGUGACGGGAACAUCCAGGGUCCCUAUGAAUGGCUUUGCUGAACUCUAUGGGUCUAAUGGACCACAGCUGUUUACCAUUGAGCAGUGGGGAACACGCGAUAAACUCCCCCGAGCCCACACAUGCUUCAACCGUCUGGACCUUCCUCCUUAUGAGUCAUUUGAGGAACUGAGGGAGAAACUUCACAUCGCCAUUGAGAAUGCUUAUGGUUUCGAUGGGGUGGAUUAAUCCGUGGUGUGGUGAAUGAACUGACAUUUACUGCCAUCAGAGUAAAGCUGAUGCCAAGCAGAGACACGAGCUUGGCGUUAGACUCGGGUCGGUCUUAACCAUCCAGCUGUGUGACAGAUGAAGGACAGUCGCACAACUCUCACUUUGCUCGUCUGUCGAGACGCGUGGAGAAAAGGACUUAAAAUCUGGAGAGACCGAGGAAUUAAUUCACGAAAUGUAAUGUUUACAAAUUAGAUUUUCUUACUAUUCGAAUUUUUUUUUGUUGUCAUUUUAUACAUUGCUCAAAAGUUGAUCGACUUUUAUCUGUUCUGUUAAAAGAUUUAAUAUUUAAAGGUCAUGAUUCGGUGAAAUGACAAUAUUACAGAAUUUAAUGUGAAUGUAAAACCAUCAGUUUAAUUUGGGGUGAACAGCCUCAGAAACACUUAAUGCUCAGCUUCUCACAUCAGAGACUUAAUGUAGUUAUGUUAGCCAUAAGCCUGUCCCUGUCACUAAAUGAAUACAAACAUAUGAGGGGUGUUGAGUUGGACCAUGGGUUAGAAUAGUCAAAGAUACUGAGGUGAAGUUCAUGUUUAUAUAAAGACAGUAUACUGUGUUUGAUGUAUGAAUGAGACUUGCACCCAUGUCUAUUGUCCAGAACUAUUAAACUCCAAAAUUACUUAAAACUAAAUGUGAACAGUGAAAUUGGCCCAGCUGCUUAAAGAAAUCACACAGAAGAUUGAAAAUAAUACAAAUGGUAAUUCAACCCAAAAUAAAUCACAUGUGAAGACGUUUUCUCCCCCAUUUCCUUUAUUUGAAUUAUUUUACGUAACUAUACAUUUUUCAUUCCAGUAUAUUAGAACCUCUAAUGCAGGAAAUCCACAAUGUUAACACCUCAUAAUUGUAGCAGAAACUGUGCAGAUAUAUCCAAGUGGGAGUGAUUACACUUGAACAAAGUGUAUGAAUUCAGCUUUAUAGUAGCGACGCACCAGUACCAGGACCAGUAAAUGGCUAAACUAAUUAUUAUACUGUAUCGGUGUUUCCACAGGUGAAAAGAAGUGACUACAUGCAGUGUUAGACUGUGCUGAAAUACUAUGCAUAAUUGUACAUAUUGACAUAACGAUUGAAUACCACUUGAUUUUUGAGUUUAUCAGAAAAAUAUAUUGUACAUACAAAUAUAACUUGGCCGUCUAUUAACUGAAAAAGCAAACUGUCAAACUGAAGUAAGAAAAAAAACGAUAUUGGUGCAUGUCCACAUUAUGCAUCUUUUUUAGUUUUUCAUUCAUGAUAAGUAGCUACUCAUACUAAAGUAAUAAUUAUAUGUAUAGAUUCACAUUAUAUGUCCUGGGCUGUGGCUUUUAGAAAUCUUCUCAGAUAGUCUGUGUUUAACGUCUUUAGUUUUCGUCUACUCAUCAUGGGUGUCUAACUGCAGCGUGGUGCUCUGUUUUUAAGAGUACAACUUUUGAAAUGUAUUUUGUUGGUUGUCGAAACGUGUACAGAUAAUUGUUUUCAAUAUCACUUAUCAUACCUUUGUAAGAGAGUAGCCGUACUUAAGCCGUGGUUUGAACUUUUUCUGAAUGAUAAAACAUGUGUUUACACUGCCUGCCAUGUUUACAGGUCCUUGAUAAAGGAACGUAUCAUGGGCUGGUUCUUGUCUCUGAAGACACAGUUUUAUACUUACGCUUUUAUAAAGUGAAGCACUUUGUUAAUAUUGAUGAGUCUUACUUCUAAACUGUCUGAUUCUUGGCCAAUCUGUCACCUGCAGACUGUUUAAAUCCCUCUUUGAAAAAACAUGAUCCUAUGCUUCAAGUGCACAUGUGUUUUAAAUGUUUACAUGUGAACAUCGCUGAAAAUAAGCACAUUCUCUUCUUUCACUGAUUUCAAGUUAAAUACGGAGGCCUUUGUUUGUAAUAUACUGUAGACUUUAAUUGUGUUUAUUGAUGUUCUAAUCUCUAAAUGGAAGUACUGUUAUGUAUGUAUCAUUCUCUACUGAAGAAUAUGAAUAGAUCAACACUUUAUUUCUGAUAUAUUGUAGAAUUUAAUUAGAACACCUACAAGUGCAUUAAAACAACAACAUACAUGCAACAUAUUUACAACAGGUGAGAGGGUGAAAGCCGUUAAAUGCCAAUUUGAUGACCUGUAGAACACCAAAUUAAAUAUAAAUAUAACUGAAGAAUAAAGAUAAUUAAGAAACAA